Molecule: messenger RNA, 1055 nt
Organism: Pocillopora verrucosa
Lineage: Eukaryota; Metazoa; Cnidaria; Anthozoa; Scleractinia; Pocilloporidae
Source: RefSeq, a predicted model, not a curated record
GUGAAAAAGAAGACCAUGGGGCGAUACAUCCCAACAGUUUGGGCGGUUUUCAUAUCCCUCUGUUUUCUAGGAAUUGGUAAAGGUCAAGAGGCACCUGAGGGCACUGCCAGUGGAAAUGGUCCUGAAAGUAGCAUACCUCCAGGUGAAGACGGUUUCAUCAUAACUUUGGAAGUACUUUCCGGUGUUCCUGACCCACAAUGGACGAUUCGACAGGAUGACGAAAAGUUCAGUGAGGUACAAAACCUUUACAAAAAUGCGGAAAAACAUAAACCGGAGGAGGCACCAGCAAAGCUCGGAUACGAGGGAUUUGUAGUACAGGAGGUGAGGAAGGGACAUUACCAGCCAUUGGUAUUGAUUGUGGGUCCUGAAACAGAGGAGCUGCAGCUACUCUUACUCCGGACCAGCCCUCCUAAUAAGAUUUCGACGAGUCUCAACAAUAUCGUCGAAGGAGAAAUUCGGAGUGGAAAUGUCAAUGCCGUAAAAAGAAGUAGAGCGAAACGUUACGCACCCCCUUAUCAGCCCGGAAGAUGGAACGACAAUGUCCACGUGCUGUUAAACAACUGCUACAACUACGCAAGCACAAACAGGACUGACACCUUUGCACAGCCCGGGAAAGCGACGAGGAAACCGCUUCCGUGGACUUUUACCGGAGAUGACGUGAAGAAAUCAGCAACGUCGGAUGGGUGUGUUUUUGUGAAGGCCAAGAAAACUAUGUCUGCUCCUUCUGGUAAUGAACACCUUGUGGCUUUAGUUGUUUCCACUAGGAUUGUCAACGAUUACCACUGGUACCGACUGGACAAUAAUGGAUACUGGUCUCACAAACCUGGCCGAACCCCUGCCACUGAUCGUGACGGGAAUGGAGACAGGAUACGUGAUCCAAGAAAAGCUGCCAAUGGUUUCAUACCCUAUGAAUUUGUUUGUUUCAUGAAAAUCAAUAGGUUCACUCUAAAAAUCGCUUGAGUUUAAAAAGUAUCUGUUAAGAAAUCUGAUCAAUAUUACAUAAGUGUAACUCAAACUUAAAACUUCAACAAUUAGCCCUGAAAAGAAGUAAAUAA